AAAAUAAACAGAAAAAGAACAAGAACAAGUUAAUCAUGUACCCAAAAUCCAAACGUACAAGCACCAUCCAAACUUAAUCUUGGAGUUAAGUGCAGGUCUGAAACACUCCAGUUCUUGCAUGUACAGGCCUGAGUCCAAUCAAAUGACAAUUAAAACGAAAAACAGAAAUGGAAUUUAAUUUCCUGUUCAACAACUGAAAACCACUGUUAAUAAUAAUAAUAAUAAUAAUAAUAAUAAUGAUAAUAAUAAUUUGAAAAGCUUGCUUUCCUUGAUCAAACUGCCAACCCUUGUAAGUCCCAUCAUCAGCAAAUACAUACUCUGCUCCGUGGGGAUGUUAACUUUGACACAAAGCAAAGGAUCAGAAGUUUUCAAGGAUAAGUGAAACCACACCUUAUUUUCUUCAGCUACACAUUUCAAGAACAUAUAUAUUAAAGUCACUUGCAUAAUCUUCUCCAACCAUGCGCAAUGCCGGGAGUCAUUUUAAUGUUGUGUCUGCUGAGCAGCUCUUUGAUUAUCAGUGAGGCGAUAAAUAGAGCAGACUUUCCUGAUGGGUUUGUAUUCGGGACGGCUUCCUCUGCUUACCAGUUUGAAGGGGCUGUGAAAGAGGGGAAUAAAGGAGACAGUAUAUGGGACACAUUUACAAGACGACCAGGAAGGAUUCUGGAUUUCAGCAAUGCAGAUGUUGCAGUGGAUCAGUAUCAUCGGUUCAAGGCUGAUGUGGACUUGAUGAAGGACUUGGGAAUGGACGCGUAUCGGUUCUCCAUCUCAUGGUCAAGAAUUUUCCCAAAUGGAACUGGAGAGCCCAAUUCAGAGGGAAUAAAUCAUUACAACCACCUCAUAAAUGCAUUGUUGGAGAAAGGAAUACAACCAUACAUUACAUUAUACCACUGGGAUCUUCCUCAGGCAUUAGAAGAUAGAUAUGAAGGCUGGCUGAAUAUUCAGAUAGUAGAGGACUUCAAUAAUUAUGCAUUCACUUGCUUCAAAGCCUUUGGAGACAGAGUGAAGCACUGGAUUACAUUCAACGAACCUCAUGGUUUCUCAAUUCUAGGCUAUGAUACAGGAAUACAGGCUCCUGGGAGGUGUUCAAUUCUCUCUCAUUUGCUCUGUAAAAAGGGAAAAUCAUCGACCGAACCAUAUGUAGUUGCUCAUAAUAUUCUUCUAUCCCAUGCAUCUGUAUUUCAUACUUACAAGCUCCAUUUUAAGGCCAAGCAAGGGGGUGCCAUUGGAAUUGCUCUGGAUUCCAAAUGGUAUGAACCAUUUUCAGAUGCUGACGAAGACAUUGAUGCUGCUCGUAGAGCAAUGGACUUUGAGCUAGGAUGGUUCUUAGAGCCUCUGCUCUUUGGUCAAUAUCCUCGCUCAAUGCAGGAUCUUGUUGGCAGCAGACUACCAACAUUUACAGCUGAGAUGUCAAAAUUAUUGGCUGGCUCACUGGAUUUUCUUGGCAUAAAUCAUUACACCACAUUAUAUGCUCGAAAUGAUCGCACCAGAAUUUGGAAGCGGAUACUAGAUGAUGCUUAUACUGAUGCGGGUGUCAUUAGAACUGCUUUCCGGUAUGGGGAGUUGAUAGGCGAAAACGUAAGCUGCAGCACGAGGUCUCUCAAUGCUUACAAAUUCAUGUCCAAUAACCAACCAGACUUAAUUGAAUGUAUAUCCUUUCAGGCAGCAUCCCGGUGGCUGCACAUAGUUCCAUGGGGCAUUCACAAGUUGAUGAGCUAUAUCAGGAAAAACUACGGGCAUACACCAGUCAUCAUAACAGAAAAUGGAAUGGAUGAUGCAAACAGCCCUUUCAUUGCCCUAGACAAGGCAUUACAGGAUGACAAGAGGAUAAAUUACCACAAUGAUUACCUCUCUAACCUUCACGCUGCCAUAAGGGAGGAGGGAUGCGACAUUCGUGGUUACUUUGUAUGGUCAUUGCUAGACAAUUGGGAAUGGAACUCAGGUUACACAGUCCGAUUUGGGCUAUACUUCAUCGAUUACAAGAACAACCUUACAAGAAUACCAAAAGACUCUGCUUACUGGUUCAAAAAUUUUCUAGGAAAAUCUGCUCCAAGAAAAGCAAACAUGUGAUUGUGACUAAUACCCUAAUUUAUUUUAUGUUUACGCACACACAAGUACAUACAAAAUUGUUUUCGAAGCUAACAUGUGAGAUGUACAUCAUAACAACACGAAGUAUUGUAAAUUAAUAUUAUUCUCAAUUGACGAAA
Molecule: messenger RNA, 2204 nt
Organism: Dioscorea cayenensis subsp. rotundata (Guinea yam)
Lineage: Eukaryota; Viridiplantae; Streptophyta; Magnoliopsida; Dioscoreales; Dioscoreaceae
Product: beta-glucosidase 25
Exons: 12
Coding region: 466-2067 (533 amino acids)
Biological process (GO): carbohydrate metabolic process
Molecular function (GO): beta-glucosidase activity
Source: RefSeq, a predicted model, not a curated record